AUGCCGUGUGUUGUGAAAUACUGUUCAGCAAAAAUACACUGACCAAGAAAAGGAAGGAAAAAGUCUGUUAACAUAAAGAACAGUUUUGAACAGGAAGAGUUCAGCACUGUGUGGAGUCACAUCACGUAACUCAUCUAUAUGUGUAUUUGUGCACACACAAAAACUUUAGAAUAUUUCUUUUUUAAAUUAUUAUUUCUAUGAUGCAUCGCUUUAGAUCGAAAAUCAGAGCCAUGUGUUAAACGUCACACUGCGAAAUGGAGGACCUGGAUCAGGAGGAGCAGUUUCUCCAUGAUGCCAGAAAUGGGAACCUGCCAGGAAUUCAAAGGCUUUUAAUAGCUAAAAUCAAAGGAGAAGCAAAAUUUGAAAUCAACUGUAAAGGCAAAAGCAGGUCAAAUUUUGGAUGGACUCCUCUUCAUCUGUCCUGCUAUUUUGGACACAGGGAUGUAGUGGAGGAGCUGCUAAAGGCUGGAGCAGACGCCAAUCUGACAAAUAAUGUAGGAGACACACCACUCCAUAAAGCAGCAUUUACAGGACGGCAGGAAGUGGUGAUGCUGCUGCUUCAGUACAAUGCCUGUCCUUCAGUCAUUAACGGCUCAGCUCAGAUUCCCAAAGAUGUCACGCAUAAUGAGGAGAUCAGGAGCAUGCUGGAGGCGGCUGAGCGAACUGAGGAGAGGAAGUUGGAGGAGCAGGUGUUAGAAGCAGCUCGAGAGGGAGCCACAACUACCCUGUUAAAACUGCUGAACAGGGAGAAACCUCCAAACCUCAACUGCACCGACCUGCUAGGUAACACACCACUACACUGUGCUGCAUACAGAGGCCAGAAACAGUGUGCAGUCAAACUGCUACAGAAUGGAGCCAGCCCCAAUAUCAAGAACAAAAAUGGUCAGACAGUGUUUGAUCUUGCAAAGGACAGUGAGAUGAGGCAGAUCCUGGAGGGCAGUUUAAUGAAAGGUGGAAGGCACUAUGUUCAGAAGUUUGAUGGUCCUCUUUGGAAGAGCACAAGGUUCUUUGGCUGGCGUUCCUGUUGGGUCGUUCUUCAAGAUGGAGUUUUGUCAUUGUACUCAAACCAGUCUGAUGCCUCAUCCAACAGUCAGAGGAAAGGCUGCAAAGCCCUGACCCAGGCCCAUAGUAGUACUAAAGACAGGGGCCACUUCACAGUCAAGUACUUUGAUGACAGCGUCCAUUAUUUUAAAGUCUCACCAAAAGGUGACCCAGAAGCCACCAGAAAAAAAUGGCUGGAUGCUAUUGAGGCACACUCUGCUUUCAGCACUCAUUACUGCUCACAGGAUCAGGACAGUGAGGAAGAUGAGGAUGAAGUGAUAUCAUUGAGUGAGCUAACAGAGUCUCUUCAGCGGGCUGAGAUGUGUCAUGGGAAGUUGGAAUCUGAGGUGUUGUCCCUCUUCUCCAUGGUAAAAGAGGAUGCACUCAGUGAAGGCCUCCCGGGGGCUGUGCUGCAGAAGCUCAGAGAGGUGUGUGAGGCAUCUAGUGAGACCUGUUCGUAUCUCCGUCAAUGUCUAGAUUUGUUCUCCAAACAGGAAGGGGCACGCAGUCUUAAGCUGGAACAGGAAGUGGAGAAGAACAAGAUCCUUUCGGAGGCUCUGCAGACUUUGGCUACAGAGCACCAUGAGCUGGAGCAGUCUGUGGUUCGAGGCUCGUCUCCCCGCAGCGCCAUUCUCAGCGAGGACGACUUCUACGAUGCACUUUCCCAUUCUGACUCUGAGCAUUCACAGAGCUGCCUAGAGUUGAGUUGUUCUUUCGAGGAAGGGGACGAGGGCAGGUCAGAGCGCUUUGGUAGCGUGCAGAGUUGUUUCAACGGAGAGAGGAUGUCUCAGAACGACUGGCAUGGUGAUGAGGGGGAGGAGGAUGAAGGAGCCAAACCUGAAGGAGCCAAAAAGCAUAGGACAAGUUUGCCAGCUCCCAUGUUUUCCAGAAACAACUUCAGCAUCUGGAGCAUAUUGAGAAAGUGCAUCGGAAUGGAGCUGUCUAAGAUCACCAUGCCAGUUAUCUUCAAUGAGCCGCUCAGCUUUUUACAGAGACUCACAGAGUACAUGGAGCACACUUAUCUCAUCCAGCAGGCUAAUGACUCCACCGACUCCAUCGAGAGAAUGAAGUGUGUAGCGGCGUUUGCAGUGUCUGCAGUGGCUUCUCAGUGGGAGAGGACUGGGAAACCCUUUAACCCCCUGCUGGGGGAGACCUACGAGCUUGUCAGAGAAGAUUUGGGUUUCCGGGUGAUCUCUGAGCAGGUGAGUCACCAUCCUCCAGUUAGUGCUUUCCAUGCUGAGGGCCUGCAGAAGGACUUUGUUUUCCAUGGGUCCAUCUACCCCAAGCUGAAGUUCUGGGGUAAAAGUGUGGAGGCAGAGCCGAAAGGCCUCAUGACUCUCGAGCUGCCUAAGUACAAUGAGGCUUAUACAUGGACAAACCCGACAUGCUGUGUUCACAACAUUAUAGUGGGGCAGCUUUGGAUUGAACAGUACGGUAACGUGGAGGUGACCAAUCACAGAACUGGUGAAAAGUGCUGUCUCAGCUUUAAACCUUGUGGCCUGUUUGGCAAAGAGCUGCACAAAGUAGAGGGCUACAUUCUUGACAAAAGCAAAAAGAAAGUGUGUGUUUUGUAUGGGAAAUGGACAGAAUGCAUGUAUGCAGUUGAUCCAGCAGUGUUUGAGGCUCACAAGAAGAAUGAUAAGGUCACAGAGGGGAGGAAAAGCAGUAAAGAGGGGUCCAGUGCUGAGUCUGAGGAAAGCCCACAGACAGGCAGUUAUUCUCUGGAGGAGAUUCCAGGCAGCCAUUUACUUUGGAAAAUCUCACCACGACCAGCCAACUCUUCUCAGAUGUACAGUUUUACGUUGUUUGCUAUGCAGCUAAAUGAGCUUGAUAAAGAAAUCGAAGCUGCAAUUCCCAAAACUGAUUGCAGACUAAGACCAGACAUCCGCGCCAUGGAAAAUGGAGACAUUGAUUUGGCAAGUGAGGAGAAAAAAAGGCUGGAAGAAAAGCAGAGAGCAGCACGUAAGAGCCAAGGCAAGUCAGAAGAGGGCUGGAAGACAAGGUGGUUUUAUCAGGGUCCGAACCCUCAUACCAACUCUCCAGACUGGCUUUUCACCACCUCAUACUGGAAUCGAGAUUAUUCCCAAGUCCCUGAUAUUUACUGAGAUGAUUCUCGCUAACUGGGCCAUGUGGGAUAUUUGUAUGAUACACUUUUUUCUUAGAUGGAACACAUUUAUCAUACCUGCAAGUUCCCUGUAUAUUAUUUAUUUUUUUAAGAUUAACAAAUUUCUUACUUAAUUAUUCAUGCAAAUAAAUUAGCAAUUUCAUCCAGUAAUGUAAAAACAAUGGUGUUGGUUACUAUAGCUCCCUCUAAGUAAUCAAUAUCAUAACUAUUAUAAGGGUAGAAAUUAUAGAUUUUGUGUGGUUGGAUUGGCGAGGGGGGGGGGGGUGUUGGCAAUUAAAUGAUUGAGACAAUAUGACAAUUCUCUUUUUCUAAUCCAUUCCAGACACUACUAGUUUUUAAUUAUAUGAUGUACUAAAUGUUGUAUUAUUUAUUUCAGAGCUCUUUUAUGCUUUACUUUUUCAUUAAUUAACUAAAUUUUUUAAAUACUAUUUAAUGCAGACAUGCAGAGUUACACAUGCUUCUAUAAGUUCUAGUUUUGUUCUAAAUAACAUGAUUAACUAUUAUUUUAUUGUUUGUCUCAUAGUGAUGUGUAGUCACUAAUUAUUGUGUGUGUGUUGUGAGAGAAUCUUAUUUAUAAAAACCUAAUAAUGUGAAAUAUGACUUCCCUAUAUGCAGAUUAUUUUAACUCAGUUAUUUUAACCAAGUUGGUGAGGUUGUGAUGGAUCUUUUAAAAUGCUCGCUGCAUUUGAUUUUAACACAGAGGCAGUUUAAAUUGUAAUACUGCUUUUUAAAUGUGAAUUAUUAUUUGUUGUUGUUUUGUGUUCUUCAUGUGGUUGUAUAGCCGGAUUUAACAUGCCUGCUGAAUAAAACCCUAAGGAGACCAAAGUAGAUUAUUGUCAUUAAAGUCACAGUGAAAAAUAAGACUUGCUGUCAUCUAAUCAAAUUUUACUAAUUCAUUUUUAAGAAAUACUGUUGACAUCCUCAUCAGGA
This is a messenger RNA of Clarias gariepinus (North African catfish), 4096 nucleotides long. It is a transcript of the gene osbpl1a, whose product is annotated as oxysterol binding protein-like 1A. NCBI's taxonomy places the organism in Eukaryota, Metazoa, Chordata, Actinopteri, Siluriformes, Clariidae. Gene Ontology annotation, molecular function: protein binding; cholesterol binding. The transcript has 28 exons. The record is from RefSeq and is a predicted model, not a curated record. The coding region runs from base 255 to 3146 and encodes 963 amino acids. Gene Ontology annotation, cellular component: membrane; cytosol; intracellular membrane-bounded organelle.